Messenger RNA from Diceros bicornis minor, 894 nucleotides. It is a transcript of the gene FOXR1, whose product is annotated as forkhead box R1. The coding region runs from base 16 to 894 and encodes 292 amino acids. Gene Ontology annotation, biological process: regulation of DNA-templated transcription. The record is from RefSeq and is a predicted model, not a curated record. NCBI's taxonomy places the organism in Eukaryota, Metazoa, Chordata, Mammalia, Perissodactyla, Rhinocerotidae. The transcript has 6 exons. Gene Ontology annotation, cellular component: nucleus. Gene Ontology annotation, molecular function: DNA-binding transcription factor activity; sequence-specific double-stranded DNA binding.
CUGCUGGACUGGGACAUGGAGAAAGAGUCCUUUCUGGCCUUCACCACAGCGCACCUGCCCUUAGUGCAGCAGAACCUUGCCAGAUAUAGACUCCAAAUAAUUGAGCCACUAAAACUACCUCUGGAAAAAAAACCCAACCCUGAUAAAGAUGGUCCAAGUAUUGAGCCCAACCUGUGGAUGUGGGUAAACCCCAACAUCGUGUUUCCCCCUGGAAAGCUGGAGGUCCCAGAACCUAGUAAGGGGGAAGAUCUGACAAGCACACUCCCCACCCCUCUGUCGCCCUCAAAAGAAGACUUUACCAACUGCUCAGAGGCCACAGUGGCGGAGUCACUGCCACCUUCCUCCAGCGAGCAGUUGUCCCCUCGGAAACGGUUUGCUUCUUCCCCCAGCAACUGGGAGCUCACAGAAGAGGAGGAGGCUGAGAACCAGGAUGACAGCUCCUCUGUGGCUCUCCCGUCCCCUCACAAAAGGGCCCCCCUCCAGAGUCGGAGGCUUCGGCAAGCCAACAGCCAGGAGGGGAGGCUCUGGUCCCGGCCCCCUCUCAAUUACUUCCACCUAAUUGCACUGGCAUUAAGAAACAGUUCCCCCUGUGGCCUCAACGUGCAACAGAUCUACAGUUUCACGCGACAACAUUUCCCCUUUUUUCGGACGGCUCCGGAAGGCUGGAAGAAUACUGUCCGUCACAAUCUCUGUUUCCGAGACAGCUUUGAGAAAGUGCCAGUCAGCAUGCAGGGUGGGGCCUGCACACGGCCUCGAUCCUGCCUCUGGAAGUUGACUGCAGAGGGACACCGACGCUUUGCAGAGGAGGCCCGUGCCUUGGCCUCCACUCGGCUGGAAAGUAUCCAGCGGUGCAUGAGCCAGCCAGAUGUGAUGCCCUUCCUCUUUGACCUUUAA